Guyanagaster necrorhizus is the source of this 1221-nucleotide messenger RNA. RefSeq lists its product as uncharacterized. Bases 1 to 1221 code for a protein of 406 amino acids. Lineage: Eukaryota; Fungi; Basidiomycota; Agaricomycetes; Agaricales; Physalacriaceae. The transcript is spliced from 9 exons. The record is from RefSeq and is a predicted model, not a curated record. Gene Ontology annotation, cellular component: membrane.
AUGAAGGCAGCACGGAGUCUGUAUAUGAAGAUUGUCGCCAGUGGAACAGUGGCUAUGACCGUUGUUAUGUUUUGUGUGUUUUCAAUAUACUGGGGUGCCCUGUGGAAAUUGCCAGCUCAUACUUUGCAGGGUUGGGUUGUGGACUUUGAUGGAUCGACAGUGGGAAAUGCGAUCGUACGAGGCCUUGUGUCGUCAUCGUCGAAAGUAACUUGGACAGAACGCCCAUCGAGUGAGUUCUCUAGUGUGGAGGAGAUUGCGAAUCUAGUCGUUGAACAGAAGACUUGGAUUGCCGUUGUUGUCAAUUCCAACGCGACGACCGCACUACAAUAUGCUGUUUCCUCAGUAAAUUCUUCAUAUGACGGCUCUGAAGCAAUCACUGUUUAUGCUGUUGAAGCACGCAACGAAAAUGCAUACCGUUCUCUAAUACGCCCAUCUGUGCAAACAACGCUAGCCGCAAUCUCUCAGGCCUUUGCCCAAUCCUUUCUUCAGCAAGUCGGAUCGUCGUCGUCGAGCGUUCUGGCUUCAAUAUCGACAACCGCGCCUCAAGUCUUAACAGAGCCCAUCGGUUAUACCAUCAACAACUUGCGCCCUUUUGAUAUACCUGUUGCUAGCGCCAUCACCUUCGUCGGUCUCAUCUAUGUGCUUGUGUUGUCAUUCUUCAUCGUGAAUUUCUGCGCUGCUGCUCGUGAACUAUCGGGUCUAGAGAAAUCAUUAACGACGGGCUCCCUUAUUAGGGUCCGGAUAUCCUCUAGUUUCAUCGCAUAUUUUUCGCUGUCACUAUUUUAUUCGCUGCUUAGCCGAGCCUUCCAAGUAAACUUCUCCAGAGUAUUGGGACCCGCCGGCUUCCUCGUUUUCUGGAUGGCAAACUUCGUUGGGAUGCUGGCGGUGGGGCUGGCGCUUGAGGCCAUGAUGACCCUUAUGACUUUGAGAUUCGUCGCUUUCUUUAUGAUAUUCUGGAUUAUUAUCAACGUCUCGGUGUGCUUCAUGCCCAUUGACGUCCUCCCCCAUUUAUACCGCUAUGGAUACGCGUUCCCAUUUUAUAACCUGUCGUGUGCUGUGAGAACAAUCAUAUUUGGAACGAAGAAUCAACUCGGAAUGCAAUUUGGUAUUCUGAUAGCGUGGACUGCGAUAUCCAUGAUCACCAUACCGCUGUUCCAGUGGCUGAUGCGAAGAAAAACUGUUGCCCGGUGGCGGGCACAAGAGGCGGAGGUUAAAGCUUGA